Messenger RNA from Paramisgurnus dabryanus, 2401 nucleotides. RefSeq names its product Josephin domain containing 1 (gene josd1). NCBI's taxonomy places the organism in Eukaryota, Metazoa, Chordata, Actinopteri, Cypriniformes, Cobitidae. Gene Ontology annotation, biological process: protein deubiquitination. The record is from RefSeq and is a predicted model, not a curated record. Gene Ontology annotation, molecular function: cysteine-type deubiquitinase activity.
CGCAUGCUCACGACGAACCAGAGAGAGAGCUGCAAGCAAAAAGUACAAGAGACAAAGGGAAUAAACAACUCAAGGAGUGGAGGUGAAAACAUCGAUCCAGGAGAACUUAGAGAAACAUCUCAUACUCUGAUAUAUCACAAGCACUCAAUGCUUUUCUCCGCAUGACGGCAAUUCUCACCGUGUUUAUUGUGGCAGUUGUCCGCCCUACCAGGAUUCUUCAUUGCUGACCCAUUUACUCCAAGUUUCUUUCCUGAUGUCAUUCAAAAUGGGAAGAACUGCUUCAUCCUAGUGGUUAUUAUGGUGCUCGUCAAGUCUUUGUGCAAUAACGUGGAUGCAAGCGAAUUUGCUUCUAAGAAGAUACAACAGAUCGCUUUCUUGUUUUCCCUCAUACACUUUUUAACCUAAAAGGUGCCCUGGCUCACCCUGUUCCCCUGUAGCUACCUCCCCUCCCCUUGCCACUCAUCCCAAGCAUCUGCCAGGUUGCUACGGAGAUGAUAGUGGUGACAUAGCAGGAGCAGUGAUGGGAAGUACUCCAUGUUCUGGUAAGGGGAGGGGGGUAGGGGGGUUUCAGGAGCUAGGUUGUAUGCCAUGGAAGGUAAGCAAGCAAAAAGGAGCCGUUGGUGGACGUGGGUGCGAGCUGGAGGAAAGGCAGAACGCAGGAACGCCUCACACGCCCUCGCCAACUCCUGCCAUCUAUCACGAAAAGCAACAUAGGGAGCUGUGCGCUCUGCAUGCCCUAAACAACGUCUUCCAGGAUGGAACUGCUUUUAGCAGGGAUGCACUUCAGGAUAUUUACCAAAGGCUCUCCCCUAGCACAUUGGUGACGCCCCACAAGAAAAACAUGCUGGGUAAUGGCAACUAUGAUGUGAACGUUAUCAUGGCUGCAUUGCAGACUCGUGGAUUUGAGGCCGUUUGGUGGGACAAGAGAAGGGACGUCGGGAGCAUUGCGUUGCCGAAUGUUACCGGUUUUAUCUUAAACGUGCCAUCCAAUCUGCGUUGGGGGCCUUUGCGGCUGCCACUCAAGCGGCAGCACUGGAUUGGAGUUCGAGAAGUGGGAGGAGUCUACUACAACUUGGACUCGAAACUACGCAGCCCUCAUCCCAUUGGGACAGAAGAUGAACUAAGGAAGUUCUUGCGUCACCAGCUUCGUGGGAAGAACUGUGAACUACUUUUGGUCGUGCCGGAAGAGGUGGAGGUUCACCAGACGUGGAGGUCUGAAAACUGAUGAACGAUUUGGAUCAGUUUUUUUUUUUGGGGGGGGGGGUUUAUGCAUUAAAGCAAAUGGAGUUUCAUGAAAGCACACUGGUCAGACAUGGUUUACACACACGUACAGUACAGCUGGACUCUUGCCUUGGAGGCUAACUCAGCAAAGGACACGCACAGGGAUAUCACAAGCCUACUCGACACUACACUGAUCUGAGAAUUUUGUUUGCUUUUUUGGGAUGAUUCUGAUGCAUUUUUUAUACGUUAUUUCUUUUACUUUGUACUGUUUCUGACUUGAAAGUGAGAGGUAAUGGAUUUAUUAGUGAUGUGUUCUCCCUGUGCAUCACCGUCUGACUGUCACUCUCUUUCCAUAUGAUUUCUUGUGCAUCCAUGUGAUUGUUUGAACCGUCUGUCACACAUGUUAGCCUCCUCUCUCACAUUGGAGAUCAUAGUUAAAGGUAUCCAUUUGACCGACUGUAACACAAGGGUGCAUAUGUACUUAUUUAGUGCAUGUUAUUAAAAUAUAGAAAAGGCACACAGUAGCCAUUUAAUGGCAUAUUGACAAAUGAAUUCCCUGUAUAUUACAGUACAGCAUGACAUCACAGUAAUUGGAUGUUUGUACUAAUUUAUUGUAUAUUACAAAACAAUCAAUCAAUCAAUCAUUAUUUUUUUGUAUUUGUCAGCAUUGGAAAAGAUGUGCAUUUUUUUUUUUUUUUUUUGGAAAAGCAAAACUGCUCAAAGCUUUAUACUGGUAAUAUGAAAGGGUUGUAAAAAAAACAGGCUGUUGUAAGAGAGGAAGGACUCGAAUCUGAAAUUAGGUUGAUUCAUCUUGACUUGAGAUCGAUAUUGGAUUUACUUGGCCUUAAAAUGUUUACAAGAGGAGCAGAUCACACAUUCAAAAGGGAACUCUAAUAAUGCAUCUCAGGUUAUCUUCAGAUCCAGCUUGAUUCAAUUAACACCUAAACAUCAACCUUCACUCAUAAACAAAGAUAAACAGGUUAUAAGUGUUCAAAACAGAUGCUAAAACAUUCCACAUUUCCAUAGACAGGGUGCUUUGUUACACAAUAGAGAUGGAUAAAUUCAUUUGCCAUGACAAUCUAAAUCCCCACUUCCCUUUUUAAGGGAGGUAGGGACAACAUGUGCUCAUGCCAUUGUUUUCCAUUGUUGAAAUAAAAUGCUUCUGGCACUUUAUGUAUUA